GAAAAAGAGAAAAAUGACAUGAUAGGUCCAACCAUCACGGAUAACCAAAAUACUCAAUUAAAUCCGGGCACCCGAACUUGGACACAUCAUCACUGAUUCAGGAGAACUCCUUUGAAUCAGACCAGGGUCCGAAAAUGCUAAGCGGGUUCCAUCCCGGGUCAGGGUCAGGGGUCCUCAGGGACCAAUCAGAAAUAGAACCAAUGAACCAUCCAUGUCCAUCUCCAACCACAGUCGUUGGCUCGUUCAUUUGUAGUUUUCAACAGGGGACCCACAUCUCUCCGCCAGAUCACCUCCUCUCUUUCUCUCUCUAGAACUCUUCCUUGUUUUUUUCUCUUUCUACAACUCUCUGCGUAGAUCAGACACGAUCCUCGGACUCUGUCGAUGGCUUCGAAGCGGAUCUUGAAAGAGCUCAAGGAUCUGCAGAAAGAUCCUCCUACUUCAUGCAGCGCUGUUGCAAGAGGUGUGUGUUCUGUCUGCCAUGGGAUGAUAGCAUGAUCUAUUACUUUGUAUCCAUAUGCUGACAGGUCCUGUAGCUGAAGACAUGUUCCAUUGGCAAGCCACAAUAAUGGGCCCCUCUGAUAGUCCUUAUACUGGAGGUGUCUUUCUAGUGACAAUUCAUUUUCCUCCUGAUUAUCCUUUUAAACCUCCCAAAGUUGCAUUUAGAACUAAGGUUUUUCACCCAAAUAUCAACAGCAAUGGUAGCAUAUGCCUUGACAUACUGAAGGAGCAGUGGAGCCCAGCCCUGACCAUAUCAAAGGUGUUGCUUUCUAUCUGCUCCCUCUUGACGGACCCAAACCCUGAUGAUCCCCUGGUGCCAGAAAUUGCUCAUAUGUACAAGACAGACAGGGCUAAGUAUGAGUCAACUGCUAGGAGCUGGACCCAGAAGUAUGCCAUGGGCUAG
Messenger RNA from Durio zibethinus, 901 nucleotides. Its product is annotated as ubiquitin-conjugating enzyme E2 28-like. Lineage: Eukaryota; Viridiplantae; Streptophyta; Magnoliopsida; Malvales; Malvaceae. The record is from RefSeq and is a predicted model, not a curated record.